UUGCAGAUUUUUCCCUCACUUGACAAUGGCUCGCAAGAAGGUGGCCCUUCGGUACAUCCGCAAUAACUCGGCGCGGCGCAAUGCCUUGAAGAAGCACACUAAGAUCCUGAUGAAGAAGGCAGGCGAGGUGGCCGCCAUGCCCGAUGCUAAGGCAUGUGUGGUCGUGUAUGGCGAGGGCAUGGCGGUGCCAGAGGUGUUCCCAUCCCAUGGCGAGGCAGUGGCUAUCCUGAAUCAGUUCAAGAGCAUGCAAGAGGCGGCGCGGCUAAAGAAGACGAUGGACCAAGAGAGCAUCCUCCGUGAGCGUAUCGUACAGCUCCAAGAGCAGGUCCAGAAGGCUAGGCGCGAGGAGCAGGACCAGCACACCAAGAUUCUCCUGUAUAAGGCCUUAAAAAGUGGCCACUUCCCAGACAACAUCGAGGAGCUCACAGCCCUGGGCUCGAAGGUGGACUCUAUCCUCAAGAGCCUGAGUGAAUGCACCACAAAAAUGAGUGGGCAGCCACCAGUCGACCAAGCCCAGGUACCAUACGUCACCAAUGGCAGGGGCAUGGGGCCUCCAAUUAUGUAUCAGGCACCACCACAGCAACAGGAGGGUUGUCUUAACACUAUGAGGUUCGAAAGGGCCCCUACCACCGUGAUCUACGAUGGUGACAAUACUUGUGGCUAUGACGGCAACAACGAUGUCUUCUCUCGUGGCCACAUGAAUAUGUAAGCUGGUAGAUGAACUCUACAUGUAGCGCAUGACUAGCUACAUGGUCCUCAUCUCUUUCAAUUUAGUUUUGGCAUGGCCAAUAAGAUGCAUGGAUGGCAUCGUCAAUAAGAUGAGACAUUCGGUCUCAAUCUUGCUCUUUGAGCAA
Molecule: messenger RNA, 854 nt
Organism: Triticum urartu
Lineage: Eukaryota; Viridiplantae; Streptophyta; Magnoliopsida; Poales; Poaceae
Source: RefSeq, a predicted model, not a curated record